AUGACAACUUGGCGUGUGCUGGAGCCCAUUAGCCGUGGAGACCGCUCUGCCUCUAUGCUAUAUAAUCGACCGUUGAAGCGUCGUGCGGAGGUCCCCUUGAGCCCCUGCGUGUGUCCUGACUCCAUCGCCGUGCUUUGUCCUCAACAGAGGCCGCCCUCGUCGUCACUGUCGUACGGCGGUGCGGUGAACGACGACGUGCGAUCGCCCGGCUCCGGCGGCACGCCAGGGCCCCUCAGCCAGCCGCCGCCGCAGACCCUCGACGCCACAGAUCCAGGUAACCCACUCUCUUCUGAUGGUGUGGUCGCUGUGGACGGUGCGCCACUUUUCCUCACACCCCUUACAUGCAAACUCGUCGCAUCGUUGCAGACGGUGUCAAAAUAUAGGGCCCACAUUAAAGUGGAAAUUGCUAAUCUGCUUCCCGCUCUGCAUGACGGGCUCUUUGAUGGCAUUCUAUCGGGCGCCAGACGAUGGUCGAGGGUCGGAUUCCUCUGGCGCGCGGCGUCUGGCCAGCCGAAAGGUGAGGGGUCGCCACACAUCGGGCGGCGCGCGCCGAGAGCCGCCCACGCGGCGCGCACCCGCCAAUUAACAUGUCUACACUCCGAUCUAGAUCCGGCGCGGCGCGUCCGCACCCUUCAGCGGCCAAUUCAAAGC
Messenger RNA from Iphiclides podalirius (scarce swallowtail), 651 nucleotides. Lineage: Eukaryota; Metazoa; Arthropoda; Insecta; Lepidoptera; Papilionidae. The record is from the annotation of a GenBank genome assembly.